AUGAAAAUCUUCAUAUUUGUUAUAAUUGCCUUCACGGCGAUUUCGUACACACGGGCGGCUGCCGUGGAUAACGGAGGCGGCAGUGUGGAAUCCUUAGAGAAAAUUCCAGCUUCAGAAGAAAUUGUCGAGACGAUCAGUGUUUUUGGGGAACUACCUCCGCGGAAAAUGUUGGAACUUAUUUUGAAUACAAACCAACCAAGUGAAAAUGAUGCAGGUCUCGAGAGUAACGAUGAAGAUGACAAAAUGAAUACAAAUGCAGAUGAUGAUGAUCUCAUUGAUGAAGAAGAUGAUGAAGAUAUAAACGAAGGAACGAAUGAUAGUGCCAACGGAAGUAAUGAAGAUGAAGGCAGUGAAGAAGAUGGCGAAGAUGAUGAGUUCGAAGCAGAUGAUGAGUUCCAAGAGGAUGAUGAUGAUGAAGGCGAUCUGAACAACUCAAGUAUCGAUAGCCACGAGAUCGAUGAUACUUCUAAUGAGUUCGAUGAAGACAUAUUUGAAAGAAGUGGAAAUGGUGAAGACGAUAACGAAAAAGAAGAUAGCGAAAAUGAAGGUGAUGCUGAGGAGAAUGAGGAUGAUUACGAUAGUGAGGAAGAUGAACGCGAAGAAAAUAAUUCCAAUGAAGACGGUUUAGAUAAUGAAUUACCAGAAGGCGACGAGCACAAAAGGAAUAGUGAGGAUAAUGAUAGCGAAGAAGAUUCACAUGAAGAUGAUGACGAAGAUGCAAAUGGUGAUAGUGAUGAAGAAGAUGAUAACAGCAGCUAUGUCAUUACACUUAGCACUUAA
Bactrocera tryoni is the source of this 780-nucleotide messenger RNA. Its product is annotated as prostatic spermine-binding protein-like. NCBI's taxonomy places the organism in Eukaryota, Metazoa, Arthropoda, Insecta, Diptera, Tephritidae. The transcript has a single exon. The record is from RefSeq and is a predicted model, not a curated record. Bases 1 to 780 code for a protein of 259 amino acids.